This is a messenger RNA of Blastomyces dermatitidis ER-3, 2108 nucleotides long. RefSeq lists its product as uncharacterized. Bases 407 to 1588 code for a protein of 393 amino acids. The transcript has a single exon. Lineage: Eukaryota; Fungi; Ascomycota; Eurotiomycetes; Onygenales; Ajellomycetaceae. Gene Ontology annotation, cellular component: cytoplasm. Gene Ontology annotation, molecular function: flavin adenine dinucleotide binding; electron-transferring-flavoprotein dehydrogenase activity. The record is from RefSeq and is a predicted model, not a curated record.
GCCAUGAAGAGGUGCGUUUAUCGAACCCUGUUUGCCUCUCUGGCCUCAAUGGUUGUCAAUCCGAAAGGCAUUGGAUUUGAACUACGAGAUAUACGCAAUUUUUUUUUCCCUCUCCAACGCUAAAUUACCCUGAAAAGCACGCAAACUAAAAAUUCAAUGGCAGUUCCACAUAAAAAGCUUUAACAUGUUGUCAUACAAAGUUCUUCGGUCCCUUGGACCAGCAGAGCAUAUAACUAUCAAUAGGCCGAACGCUGGAUAUCGUUUUCCUCUUUUCCUCCCAUAUUCCUUUUAAUUUUGUUGUUCUUCUUAUUUUAAUUUUUUGAUUCACCUCGUCCUCGUCGCAAACCAUACACACAUCUAAUGCAUCAGUUUCGACGGCUCUAUAAAAGAAUUUUGCGUAUUGCCAAUGGAACCCACAAAGUCAAUCGUUAUCAUCGGCGCUUCAUGGGCCGGGGUUAAAACAGCGCACGCCAUCCUGAAAAGCAUUCCAGAUGUGAGGGUCAUCCUAGUAAACCCUUCGUCAAAGCAUUUCUUCAACAUCGCUGCUCCCCGCAUCCUAGCAAAACCAGAAGCAUUCAACCCGGAUCAGUAUAUUCACUCCAUUCCGGAAUUAUUCCAGGAGUACGAUACGAAACUCGUCUCGUUUGUCCAGGGAGCCGCAAGAUCAAUAGACGUGGAUGGGAAAACUGUCACCGUCGCUGCCACAGGAUCUGAAGACAUGGAACCUGAAGACUUGGUCAUCUCCUUCGAUUAUCUUGUUAUAGCUUCUGGAAGUACUACUUCCGCAACUAUGGGCCAAGACAGCAUUCUUGCACCCUUUAAAACAACCGGGUCAGAUGAUAUCCAAUCCACCAUUGAGCAAACGCAGAAGACUAUAGCAGAAGCCAAAUCCAUAAUCAUUGGAGGAGCUGGUGCUGCUGGUGUUGAAUUUACCGGAGAGCUGGGGGAAGCAUUCCAAGACAAAAAGGACAAAUCUAUCACCCUUUUAACACAGACAGAUCGAAUUCUACCUGACCUGAAACCUGCAGUCAGCAGGAAAGCAAAUGAUAUCCUAUCCAACCUAGGUGUCAACGUUCGUACAUCCGCCAUUGUCACCAGCGCUUCGCAAGAUUCCUCCUCCAAAAAAUGGGCUAUAACAUUGGGCAGCGGCGAGACACUCACCGCGGACGCAUACAUCGCAACUACAGGCGUCAUUCCAAAUAGCGACUUCGUUCCCACAGACCUAAAAACAGGCGAGGGGUGGGUUCCGGUUGAUGCCGAAUUCCGCGUCCAGAAGAAAGACGGGAAACAUGGUGAGAAAUUGCCCAUUUACGCGGUUGGUGACAUUACUACUCAUACGCCUCGCAUGUUGUUGACAAUUGCCGGACAAGUCCCUAUUCUAGUCGGCAAUCUCAAAGCAGACAUUGAGAAAUCAGAAGGGAAGAGGCCCCAGUAUUCAACGAGUGACAAAGUCCUCAUGCUCGUGCCAAUUGGCGCGCGGACGGGGACGGGCCAGCUUUGGUUCUUUGUUGUAUGGGGAUGGCUUGUCGCGCUCCUGAAAGGAAGGGAUUAUUUCCUCUCUAGGGCUAACGCUGAACUGAGGAGUUGAUAGGGGAUUGUCUCUGUCUUUUCCCCAACCCCGGCCUUCAUAAUAUGCAUGCAAUCCCCUUUCGACCUCUUCCGGUUCCAUCAACAAUGGCAGUUUAUUAUAUUCCUUUAUUAUGUGGUGGUUGUGUCGCCGGACUGGCUUUGUUCGCUUCUUGUAACUCAAUAGAUACUAUUCCCUUUGUUCAAUCACCGCCUUGUGCCCUUGUUAUCUUUUAAUAUCAUUAUUAUACAUAAUGCAAAAGACAUACUCUAUAUUGGUUCUUUUUAGCGGACCUCUUAACCCCAUUGACUCCAAAGAAAGAAAAUGGUACCCAUUCCGGAAAUAGGGGAGUUAACAUCCGCGGUCAUCCUUACAGUCUCUACUAAAUAUAGACCAGUGUUCAACUAAUCUUAACUUUUUUCUCUCUUGAUUAUUGCCAUAAUCUUAGUUAAAGAGAGUAUUACACAGAUAGCUGCUGAAAAGUCUAGUAUUAGAGAUCUUCAAUAUCUAUCAUAAGAUAAAUGGAUAAAUGUCAAGAAUG